AUGUCAGACUACGGGUCUCCGUCGUCGUGGGGAAGUGGUUAUGGAUCAGGGACGCGGCGGAAGAAGGUGUUUGACUAUUUCAAGGCGGCGAAUGAGCUGCGGCAGUCGUAUGCGGCGUCGUGGACGGCGCAGCGGAAUGCAGCCCGGGAUUUUGAUGAGGAGUAUUUGAAUACUCCUGGGGCGUUUCCGGAUGUUGAGAUCGCGCGGGCUGGGGGUGAGGAGAUGGUUAUUUUCCCCAGCUAUGCGAGGCGGUUGGAUCCGGAGCGGAUAGCGGAAAUGAAGAGACAAAAAGAGCAGCAGCAGCAGCAGCGUGACUCGAUCGAUUCGAUUGAUGAGUACCAUGGGCUGGAUGGGGCGGAAGAACACGACAUGCAGGAGUGGAAUAUCUUUGAUUCUGCAAAUGCUGUUGUUGCGGUUGAUGUACGGGGCUGGGCGUAUGCGCCUUAUCGUGGGCCCAUGACUCGGAAGCAGCGGCUGGUGGUUGCGCUGGCUCGACGAUUAAGUGGUGUACCUGCUCCUAGCAACAAUGAGACUGGGGACGGAUCGAAUCAGGAUGAGGAACGAUUACCGCGGAUGACUGAGAAAAGGGAGGAGGAGAUCGUCAAUACGGAGGCGCAAUCGAUCAUUCGAAAUGCCGACAAGGGCAAUGAGUUGAACUUGAAAGAGGCUUCGGAUACUCUUGAGGACAGUGUCCCUGGUCGCAGUCCACAGCGAACACCAACAACAGCAUCAGUUCAGUCUACGCAGUCGACACAGUCGCAGCUAAGCAAGGAUGAGCUUUCCAUUGCAAAUGCUAACCUUAUGCAACGGAUACGGCCAUUCCUGUCGAGCCCAAAGGCUGGGAUGGCGGUGACUGUUUUCUUUUUCAACGAUGAAGAAAGCCAGUCAAAGAAUAUCUUGACGAACGAGUCGGGACAUUUCUCUGUUCGAGCGUCACUGUCCUUCGUCCCUACGCACGUCCGUGUCCUUGCUUCGGAGGACCUUUCUGGUGUGAAGGAAAUUGAAAUCAUUGAACCCAGGGGGAUCAGUAUGAUCAGUGAUAUUGAUGACACGGUGAAGCACUCUGCCAUUGCGAAUGGAGCGAAAGAAAUGUGCCGUAAUGUAUUCGUCCGCGACCUGUCGGAGCUGACCAUUGAUGGUGUUACCGACUGGUAUACUGAAUUGGCCAAACUAGGCGUGGACAUUCAUUACGUUUCUAAUUCGCCAUGGCAGCUUUACCCACUUCUAGAUCGCUUCUUCAAGAUGGUUGGGUUGCCGCCUGGCUCUUUUCAUCUGAAGCAAUAUAGCGGCAUGCUGCAAGGCAUAUUUGAACCUACUGCAGAGAGGAAGAAGGGUGCACUGGAACAGAUUUUAGGGGACUUCCCGGACCGGAAGUUCAUCUUAGUUGGAGACAGUGGGGAGGCCGAUCUUGAGGUGUAUACCGACAUUGUCAUGGCGAAUCCGGGCAGAAUACUCGGCGUAUUCAUACGCGAUAUCACCACAUCGGAGCGCGCAACAUUCUUUGAAAAGUCUGUCAAGGAGCACACGCCGUCUCGCAUGCGCAGCACACCUGAACUGGUUGACCGUACCGAUUCGGCGCCCAACAGGCCUACAUUACCACCACGACCGCCGCGAACAUCAUCAGACCCAGCUCUAGAAACCAAAUCUGCACAGAGCGACGACUUGAUUGAUCUUUCGGACGAAACCCAAAAACCGCAAAACUUACGAGCGCCACCUACCGUCCCCUCGAAGCCAUCUUCGCUCCGCUCCGUUACAAAUACCACUGAUGUUACAGAAGGACCUAGGGAAGCCGUCAAACGCAAACCUGCGCCCCCUCUACCGAGACGGCGCGGCGGUGACUCGGACUCACUGUCACCCGGUGAACCUGCGUCGGGAAGGUCAUCUCCUGGCGAUACAGGACCAGGAUCGAAACAAGCACCGCCGCCUCCGCCUCCUCGCCGAUCUAAUACUGGAGCAUCAUCUAUUGGCCCUACUUCUCAAACGAGCGCAAAUGCGAAUCGUUCGGCUCCAGAUCGACAGCCAUUCCGCACAUCGACUACCCCUUCAUCUCGAUCCUCUUCUCCAGGAAAUGCCAGUCUAUACCCACCCCCACCGCGCACUCUCCGAUCAUCAGGAUCGAAUUCCUCACUUAACAAAACCAGCACAAACAAUUCAGAAUCAUACCCAUCGUCUCGAACUUCGACGAUGAAUUCAGCAACUCCUCGCAUUCCUCUAGGGAACAAACGGGAAGAGUUGUGGCGCAGACGCUGGGAACGAGCUAGCGAGAUUUUAGGUGAUAAAGGGGUGGUACUAGGUAGCUGGCGUGUCGGGACGGAUGCAAAGGACGUAAGUCUUUGGCUGGUCAAAGAGGCAAUGAAAGAGACACCGACUGGGAAGGAGAAAAUGAAGGAAGCGGAAAAGGAGAGCAGACAGGAAGUGUCUGGUAACGGCCUUUAA
This is a messenger RNA of Aspergillus puulaauensis, 2436 nucleotides long. RefSeq lists its product as uncharacterized. The transcript has a single exon. Bases 1 to 2436 code for a protein of 811 amino acids. Gene Ontology annotation, molecular function: phosphatidate phosphatase activity. Lineage: Eukaryota; Fungi; Ascomycota; Eurotiomycetes; Eurotiales; Aspergillaceae. The record is from RefSeq and is a predicted model, not a curated record. Gene Ontology annotation, cellular component: actin cortical patch.